UGAUGCCUACUCUGUGUCUCCUGCUCUUUGUGAUAUACAGCCUGGGAGAUAAGCUACACAACUUUGUCGCUGGUGUAUUCAUCCCACAAUACCACUAUCCAUAUGCAGUUGCCCUAUGCUUUGGAAAGGUUAUGAUCUCUGUGUUAUUUUUAAAUCUGCUACAUUUGUUGGGCACAGUGUCUCUGCAUAGUUACUCCAGAGUACUUGGUGAGAAGCUGCUUGUGCCGUCUAUCUGCAGCAGCAUCUAUGGUGUGCUGUCUAUGUGGGCCAAAGCCAACAGCUCAAACUCUGGUCUGUUCCCCCUUGUUCUGCCUUUGCUAACCCUGUUUACUAUGGUUUUGAGUUUUCUCCUCAACCUGCAGUCUCCGCUGUCCACACUUAUCUCUAUUUUAAUUUCCUUCUUUAGUGGAACUACUUUUGUUGUCACAGUCUUUCAUGGUGUGUCUAGUGUGGACUUUUUGGAGUACAUAUAUGCACCUCUGGCAUUGAUCCUCUUCUGUGUUUCUCUGAUUUGGCUGGCCAAAGUGUCAGAAGUGGAGCGUCAACAUCCCCUCGUUGCUCAAGCCUCGGUUUUUGACAUCUACUAUGCUCACUUGGUCAAUCAGAGUGGGGUGCUGGGACUGUUGUGGCUCUUACAUUCAGACAAUCCAUGGUGUGUUUUGAGUCAAGGAAGCUGGCACAGUCUGCUCUUUCAUGGGUACCUGGCAGCCAUUCUACUUUUAGGAAUGGUGCUCAAUUUCUUUGUUGGUAUAACUGUUUUAUGUUUCUCUCCUGUGGUUGCUGCGCUUCUCCACUCUGCAUAUCCACUUGCUCUGUUUUUUCUACAGUUCAUAUAAAAUGAAGAGGACAGUUGAAUAUGGAUCCAUCCGAGACCUUAAAAUGUCCAUCUUUUUAUAAUUUUUGACAAUGUUAAGUUUAUUAUUGCACUUUGGUUCUGAAAAGUGACACAGUAUCCCUGUAAAGAUCAG
Molecule: messenger RNA, 968 nt
Organism: Periophthalmus magnuspinnatus
Lineage: Eukaryota; Metazoa; Chordata; Actinopteri; Gobiiformes; Gobiidae
Exons: 3
Coding region: 3-836 (277 amino acids)
Source: RefSeq, a predicted model, not a curated record